GAUCAUAUUAUAUAGCACAGUCACCUUUCGUGUAUAAACACCUUAUUAUUUUAGAAUGAUUAAUAUAUGAAUUAAAUAAACAUAAUAUCACUAAAAACAUGACAUUAUAUCAUUUCGGAAAUUGUUUAGCCUUGGUAUAUGUUCCAUAUUACCUUACUUACAAAUAUUCAGGCUUGUCAGAGUACGGUGCAUUUUGGAAAUGCAUUCAAGCUGGAGGUAUUUAUGUAUUCACUCAACUAGUGAAAAUGUUAGCACUUGCUACUUUCUUUCCUACAGCUGACAAUGUAGGAGAAGAAGGUUUUGAUAUAGUUGGUGAAUUUCUAAAAUCAUCUAUAGAUUUGGCAGACUUAGUAGGAAUAUUGUUGGUAUUAAAUAGCAUCCCUGGUAAAGGACAUGCAAAAGUUUUAACAGCCGGAGUUGGAUGGGCAGGAGCCGAAGUGUUGCUUACUAGGUUUCUGCUGUUAUGGGUUGGAGCAAGAGGUGCAGAAUUUGAUUGGAAAUACAUUCAAAAGAGUCUGGAGUCUAAUAUUAAUUUAGUACAACAUAUAACUAUGGCAACACUUGUAUGGUUGUGGUCGAGGCACGACUUAAAACGAGGUUUGGUUCCAAUUGUAGUUAGCAUGCUCAUACUUACUAUCUACAGACAGCUUGUGUUAGAUUUUCUUAUAGUAUUCUUUCUAACUGGCCCAUGGUCAACUCUUAUUGUUAAAGCUAUUACUACUUUUAUUAUGGGUAUUACAACAUUAUAUAUAUACGCAGAUCUUGCUCAUUCAAUUGGUAUUUUCUGAAAAAUAUGUACAUUUCAAAACACUAAUAUUUUGCCCAUAUUUUUUUUUUAUGUUACUGUAAUAUAUAUUAGAAAAAAUAAUGAAUCAUUAAAAAAAGUGACAACAUUUUAUUUUGAGUAUUUUAUUCAUCUUAACUAAAUCAUGGAACUUAAAAUAUGUAAUUAACAGAACAUUCGUGAUUCAAUAAUACGUAAUCGCUUUAAAACAUCAGGAACUAUCAAUAAAUAAAAACAUGGGUACUACGACUUCUAAGUCUUACAAUUUUUAAGAAUAACAAAAGAUUUUAAUUACACAUUAUUUUUAGAAAUAGAACUGUAUUAUUAUUUGUUAUUAUCACUAAUACUGUACAUAUUCGUAACAAUAGCUUUUAUACAUAUUCAAUGCACACUUACUCUUAUGAUUAUAUUAAUCACAAACUA
Molecule: messenger RNA, 1207 nt
Organism: Megachile rotundata (alfalfa leafcutting bee)
Lineage: Eukaryota; Metazoa; Arthropoda; Insecta; Hymenoptera; Megachilidae
Product: BOS complex subunit TMEM147
Source: RefSeq, a predicted model, not a curated record